This is a messenger RNA of Beauveria bassiana ARSEF 2860, 1227 nucleotides long. Its product is annotated as phosphotransferase enzyme family protein. Lineage: Eukaryota; Fungi; Ascomycota; Sordariomycetes; Hypocreales; Cordycipitaceae. Bases 1 to 1227 code for a protein of 408 amino acids. The transcript has 2 exons. The record is from RefSeq and is a predicted model, not a curated record.
AUGGCAGAUCAAGUUCAGCAAGAAUCGCAUCAUGCAUUUAUUUGCAAAAUCAUAGGCGGAUUACUCGGUAUUCCGGAACACGACCUCACCAUUGAGAAAAACACCGUGGCCACAAACAACCACGUAUACAUGAUCAACCUUGCCAAAGCUCUGAUGUCGGAAAAGGUAUCCCACGACGUCAAGCCUUUUACCGUGGCAGUUCCUGCCGGCACCUCCCAUCUCGUAAUGCGCAUCGCACGAGCGAAUAAUAACGUUGAGGACUCUAUCCGAAUCCGCAAUGAAGUUGCAUUCUUAACUCUUGCUCAAGAGGCUCUCGCAGAGGUUGAUCCGUUGCUGGUUCCUCGCGUCUUUGGUUGGGAUGACGCUGCCGAACCAAGCUACAUUCUCCAAGAGUUCAAACAUGGCGAGCCAAUAUCUUGCGAUUAUUUGCAGGGGCUUAGUGAGCAAGAUGUAGCCUCUGUCUGUCAGCAGCUUGCUGCCGUUACGAGCGCCCUCCAAGGCUAUCGGCUACCUGUUGAUGGGUAUGGCGGCCUCACAUUUGACGAUGCCGGAAAAAUGUCUACUACCAAGGUUAUUUUUCGCACAGGAGGCCCUUUUUCGACCUAUACCGAGUAUUUAAAGGCAACGCUCGAAUGGCAACUGGAACAGAGCGACAGUGUCGCCGCGCUCAACGGUUGGAGAGACGUACCUGGUCUCCGAGCCAGAAUCGAUGCCUUUGUCGCCGACGGGCUUGAUAAGAUUUUAUCCAGAGUGCCUGAACACAAGCCUACACUAGUCCACGGAGAUUUAACUCUACCCAAUCUCCUCUUCGACCUCCGUACAAACCGUCUCGUAGCCGUCGUAGACUUUGACUUUGGUCACAUCGGUAGCACAAUCACCGAAUUUUUAUACUCAUUUCCCGAGUUUCAAGGCAUUCUCCUGGGCCUGGCAGAGCCUGAGGGCGAUCUACGAGGCCUGAUACUCAACGGGUUUGUCGGCGAAGUGGAUGCUGAAUUUUCCAUUGGAAAAGCGUGGGAUAAGGCUUUGGCCGCUCAAGGAGCCAUGAGACCCUCCACCAUUGAGGGAUCUGCAGACGUCGCGGAUGUGUGGUGGUUUUCGCAGGAGCUGAUGCAAUUCCACUGGUUGCUACCUCGAUUCUACGAGAGCCAGUCAAAUGAGCAGAUUCAAGGAUGGGUGUCCGAGUCACGACAACAACUUGAAACAUACUUGGACCAUUGGGGUUACUAG